This is a messenger RNA of Capsella rubella, 1414 nucleotides long. RefSeq names its product probable receptor-like protein kinase At2g47060. The transcript is spliced from 8 exons. Bases 179 to 1264 code for a protein of 361 amino acids. Lineage: Eukaryota; Viridiplantae; Streptophyta; Magnoliopsida; Brassicales; Brassicaceae. Gene Ontology annotation, biological process: protein phosphorylation. The record is from RefSeq and is a predicted model, not a curated record. Gene Ontology annotation, molecular function: protein kinase activity; ATP binding.
ACCUAUCUUCAUUAUUUUCAUUCUCUUCUCCUAUAAUUGCGUAAGAAGAGCUCUAAAGAUUUGUCAUUUAUCACUGUUAAUCAUCAUACGCAUCUUCUCUUCUCCACAACCCUUAUUGAUUCGUCUCUGUUGUGUCUGCUUCCAAUUCCAUUAUAUAAAGUGCGGCAGAUUUAAAGAUAUGAGCUGCUUCGGCUGUUGCGAGGAAGAUGAUAUGCAUAAAGCUGCUGAUUAUGGUGGCCAGAACACUGCCAAACACUUUGGAGGAAACGAUGGAAGGCACCAAGCCUCUGAAACUGCUCAAAAGGGCGCUCCAGUUGUCAAGGUGCAGCCUAUUGAAGUACCUACUAUCCCUGUUAGUGAACUCAAGGAAGCAACUGAUGAUUUUGGAUCCAGUUCUCUCAUCGGUGAAGGCUCCUAUGGAAGAGUUUAUUAUGGAGUAUUAAACAACGAUCAGCCUACUGCCAUUAAAAAGUUGGAUUCUAACAAGCAGCCUGACAAUGAGUUCCUUGCCCAGGUGUCCAUGGUUUCUAGGCUGAAACAUGAUAACUUUGUUCAACUUCUUGGCUACUGUGUUGACGGAAAUUCACGGAUACUUGCUUAUGAGUUUGCCAAAAAUGGAUCUCUUCAUGAUAUUCUUCAUGGGAGAAAAGGUGUGAAGGGAGCACAGCCAGGUCCUGUAUUGUCGUGGUAUCAACGAGUGAAAAUUGCAGUUGGAGCUGCAAGAGGGCUUGAGUACUUGCAUGAAAAAGCAAAUCCUCACAUCAUUCACCGCGACAUUAAAUCCAGCAAUGUCCUACUCUUUGAAGACGAUGUUGCCAAAAUCGCUGACUUUGAUCUCUCUAAUCAAGCUCCUGAUAUGGCAGCUCGCCUCCAUUCGACCCGUGUUCUUGGAACUUUCGGUUAUCAUGCCCCUGAGUAUGCGAUGACCGGACAAUUAAAUGCCAAGAGUGAUGUCUACAGCUUUGGGGUUGUCUUACUAGAACUUCUUACAGGCCGAAAGCCUGUUGAUCAUAGGUUACCCAGAGGCCAACAGAGUUUAGUCACAUGGGCUACACCUAAACUGAGCGAAGACAAGGUUAAACAAUGCGUUGAUGCAAGACUAGGUGGCGAUUACCCUCCAAAAGCCGUUGCUAAGUUAGCCGCGGUUGCUGCGUUGUGUGUGCAAUAUGAAGCGGAUUUUAGGCCAAAUAUGAGUAUUGUCGUCAAAGCUCUUCAGCCUUUGUUGAAUGCUCGAGCAGUAGCUCCAGGAGAAGGAGUACAUUAGUUAGCUAGCCACCACUUUCUCCGCCGUCUCAACUUUUCUCAUCUUACUGAAAAAACUUGGUUUACAUAUACACCAACCAAAACUUAGUGUGCAUAGAAAUCUUUGUAAUGUUUAUUAUUUUGCUCCAAAAAAAAACAUCCGUUACCUUUA